Messenger RNA from Fusarium redolens, 2883 nucleotides. RefSeq lists its product as uncharacterized. The transcript has 6 exons. The record is from RefSeq and is a predicted model, not a curated record. Bases 1 to 2883 code for a protein of 960 amino acids. NCBI's taxonomy places the organism in Eukaryota, Fungi, Ascomycota, Sordariomycetes, Hypocreales, Nectriaceae.
AUGCGUCUGUCCAGCUACCAAUUGCUUGCGUCCGCGACUGCGGUUGGUACCGUCGUCGGGCAAUACAUCCCCCCAUCGUCCAACCAUGGCAAUGCGAUCAAAGGAUUCGAAGCUCCCGCAAUCGAGUAUCGUCCCAAGUUCAGAUAUUGGCUUCCAGAUGCAGAUGUCGACCACGAUGUUCUCAAAAGCGACAUCCAAGAGCUCAAAAAGCUCGGCGCCGGCGGUCUAGAGUUUCUCCCAUUCUACAACUACGGCUUCGGUGGCGUGAACGAUUCCAAGAUGGAAACAUAUGCGUUUGGCAAACCUGCGUUCAGGGAUGUUCUACAAGUUGCGCUCGAAGCUACCAAAGCGAAUGGCUUGUCGAUGGACGUGGCGCUGGGUGCUAGCCAGGGCCAGGGCGUACCCUCCAAGCCGCUUACUCCUGGUCUUGCUGUGCAGCUUGUUUAUGAAAACGCCUCGAUUGACAACAACACCUACAUCGCCCUGCAUGAGAAGUCACUGGUCGACCUCUCCAAGUACGUCAAGGACGGAAAGAUCACUUGGACUGCACCGAAAGAUCAUAAGGAGUACGUGUUAUUUGCACACUACGAGCGCUACACCAACCAACGAUCUUGUGAUGGCGUACCUAUCGACGUCAUUGCGAAUGGCUCUUGGGUCACAGACCAUUUCAGUGCCGCCGGCGCAAAGCUGGCAACACAAUUCUGGGAGAAGAACCUAUUGAGUACUCAAAUUCGCCAGCUGCUGAAGGAGGUUGGCAAGCACACUUGGGAAGAUAGUAUGGAGAUCCAAGCUUCACUUUAUUGGUCUCCAGGAUUCCCUGAUCGUUUCAAGUCCAAACGCGGCUAUAACGUGAUCAAGUAUCUUCCAUUGCUAUUCCACGAGUCGACAUCUUUUACAGCCGCUCAGGCUCCCUACAACACUACCUUCUACCUCGAUGGGACUCCGGAUAAUGGACAGAGCAAGUAUCUCCAGGACUACCGACUCACCUUGAACGAGGGCUACGCGGAGUACCUGCAGACCUUCGAAGAUUGGGCUGCAUCGCUGGGCCUUUCACACUCUUGUCAGGUUGGAUAUAACAUCCCGUUGGACGUGCUCGCGGAUGUGCCGAUGGUUUCCACUCCCGAGCUCGAAUCCCUGGGCUUUACAACACCAGAUCAAAUGUCCCAAUUCGUCGGGCCCGCGCAUCUAGGACGUCGCAACAUCAUUUCCACAGAGAUUGGCGCAGUAGCACAAGGAGCAUACAGUCUGACCAUCCCCUCCCUCGUCAACCUCUUCCACGAAGCUUUCGCAGGCGGCGUCAAUGCCAUGAUGAUUCAUGGAAUGACAUACACUGGAGAACAAGUCGGAUCGACUUGGCCCGGAUUUACGCCGUUUCAGUAUAUCUACACCGAACUUUGGAGCCCCAAGCAGCCGGUGUGGAACGAUAUGGCUGAGAUGAUGAACUACACUGCCAGAAACCAGUUUAUCCUGCAGCAGGGAGUCGCCAAGAAGGAUUUGGCCUUCUACCUAUACAAGGAUCCUUAUGGCCUAACGGAUGAGUAUAAUGGCACGGAUCUUCGUGCUACUGGGUUUACCUACGAGUAUUUGUCACCAGCCAACUUUGGGUCUAAGGCCUUCAAGGUUUCGAACAAGGUUUUAGACCGUUCAGGUGCAGGAUACCGCGCCCUUGUACUCGACCAACAACAGUUCAUCACUGCUGAGGCAUCGCAAAAGCUCGUUGAGUUGGCCGAUGCAGGGCUUCCAAUUGUCGUCAUAGGAAAUCUCCCCAACACUACAAUCGGAAGCAAGGGGCAGGAUGUUGUGUCCAAGAACAUCUCGAAGCUCAAAGGAUCCAAGUACUCCAACAUCGCUUUCAUCAAAUCAGCCGAUGAUUUACUAAACGCACUCGAUCAACUUUCUGUCCAGCCCCGUGUAAAGACGGUUUCAGAGGCUGCGAAGAACUUGUACACCGUUUGGAGGUCAAGCGAAGCCUCGGACUAUCUUCUCCUCUUCAACCAGGGCUCGUCGGCGACUUUUGAGAUCACGGCAGAGGUUGAACUAGGCAAUGCCCCUUACAGACUCAACGCAUGGACAGGACAACAAGUUGCUAUGGCAUCCUUCAAGCGCUCCUCGGGCAAAAUAACCUUCGAAGUAUCUUUGAAGGAAGGUCAGACGGCGAUUGUCGCGUUUAGCGGAGGGAAGUCCAGAACGAGCAUUGUCUCACAUUCGAACAAUAUCAUCGAUGCUUCCUACGAUUCUGAUGGCAAGGAUGGUAUCUCUGUCGUCUUGGGAGAUACUCAAGCAGCCUCUUUGACAUUAUCCAAUGGACAGAAAAAGCAGAUUCCUGCUGCCAGUGGCAACGACAAGAAGAAGUCCCUCAACAUCGAUAUCGGCAAAUGGAACUUGACUCUUGAGUCUUGGGUUCCUGGUCCUGACGAGACAAAGUCGGCAUCUGUCAAGAAGGUGAUUAAACUGGGCACUCAGAAGACCUUGAAGCCCUGGUCCGAGAUCCCUGGAGCACAGAAUGUAUCGGGAGUCGGUAUAUACACAGCUACCUUCCAGGUCCCAACCUCAUAUCGAGUCCCAAGCAAAGAUUCCAUAGCUGUACUGCAGUUUGGUCCUGUGCUCAACACCAUUCGAGCAUGGGUUAACGAUAAGCAGCUCCCAGCGAUCGACAUUUUCGAUGCUCAGGUCGAUGUCUCUGAUUAUCUUGUUUCAGGACCUAACACAAUCAAGGUAGAGGUGGCUUCUACUUUGUUCAAUGCGGUGAAGGCUAGGGUUGAUGAUGUCAAGGCGAAUGGCAUUGGUCCAGCUGCACCUGUCUUGUACACUGCUGCAGAUUGGCAAAAGCAUGGAUUAAUUGGGCCAGUGUCUGUAAAGACUUUGAGAAAGGUCAGCUUGUAA